Bombyx mandarina (wild silkworm) is the source of this 903-nucleotide messenger RNA. RefSeq lists its product as uncharacterized. The record is from RefSeq and is a predicted model, not a curated record. NCBI's taxonomy places the organism in Eukaryota, Metazoa, Arthropoda, Insecta, Lepidoptera, Bombycidae.
GCAAUAUUUUUAUUUCAUUAAAUAUAUUUUUCUCUUCCGAUCAUCAAAAUGGCAACCCUUAUCCAAUGUGCGGGAUGCCUCGAUAAAAUAAAGGACACGCCGUUCUUGCGCUGUUCCCGUUGCGAUGCCGUAUUUCACCACUCCUGCUUGAAUAUUUCCUUGAAGGAUUAUGCUGCCAUGACCAAUGAAAUCAAAGCUGUCUGGUUGUGCGUGUUAUGUUGUAGCAGGGACCGAAAGGGGGGCGACAAUUCUGACACACCAGUUCGAGUGGCGUCCACUCCGCAACACGGUUAUGUCACCCACCGUACCAAAACUCGCGUGGUCGACCAUAGCUCUUCUUGUGUGUCAGCUGAGGGGAUCCGUGACAUUAUUCGAGAGGAGCUACAGAACUUGUUUAAGAUGAGUUUCCUGCCCAAGCUAAUGGAAGUUCAGAACGCUGUGUCAACCUUGGAAUCUUCGCUAUCAUUCUUUAACGAAGAAUUGGAAAGGAUCAGAUCUGUGCAGGGUGCUCAAUCUGCAACAAUGAAACAAUUGGAGCGAGAAUGUGAAGAUCUCCGUGUGAACAAUCGCGGUCUUAUGGCCAAAGUUGCUUUUCUGGAUCAACAGUCGCGGUCCUCCAAUAUCGAGAUCCAGUGUGUUCCUGAGCACAAGCAGGAGAACUUAAUGAACAUCGUGCAACAGUUGGGAAGAACAAUAAAGUGUGCUAUCGGCGAGAAUAGUAUCCAACACUGUUCGAGAAUGGCUAAAUUAAACAGCACUAGUCCCCGUCCCCGGUCUAUACUCGUAAGAUUCAAUAGCCAACGCCUUCGUGACGAGUUCCUGGCAUGUACAACCAAGUUCAACAAAAGCAACCAGAAUGACAAACUGAAUACUAGUCACCUAGGUAUCGGUGGAAAUAAGAAA